AAGUAAUUAAGUUCAAUUAAAACCCCCAUAAACCGAGACUCAGCCGCUUCUUCUUCUUCUUCUUCUUCUUCAACAACAACAACACUACUUUCGGCUGCCCAAAUGCAAUAACAAUGCAGUUCAUCUUCCGCCAAAAACCACACUCUCAAAUUCAAUCCCAGCAGCAGCGCCGAACCUUGGUGGGGGAAACCGCAGCCAAAUGGGUCAGAGACCGAGGCCUCGACCACGCUGUGGAGAAGGAGAAGCACUUGAAACCCCUUCUCAACCUCAAGAACUUGCUCGUCUCCGAGCCUUCGAAGUCUGCACCCAUCUCCAUCAUCACCCAGAAACGUGACUCCCUCCAAAUACCAUUCCGCCCCAUCGAUUUCAUCCGCAAAUACCCUUCCGUUUUCGACGAGUUCCUCCCCGGCGGCGUCGGAGUUUUGCCCCACGUCCGCCUCACCGGGGAGGCGUUGAACCUCGACGCCGAACAACACUUGGUUUAUCAGAGCGAUACUUAUAAGAAGCAGACUGCCGAUCGGCUCUUGAAGCUCUUGAUGAUAUCAAAAACCAACAAAAUCCCACUUAGCAUCAUCGAAUGCUUGAAAUGGGAUUUGGGUCUUCCUCAUAAUUAUGAAAAAACCAUAGUUCCGGAGUUCCCUGACUAUUUUCGAGUCGUAGGUGGCAGAGACGAAGAAGAUGGUGUUUUGGAGUUGGUUUGUUGGAGUGAUGAGCUUGCGGUUUCGGUUAUGGAAAAGAAGGGUUCUAUUGCAUUCCCUAUGCAAUUCUCGAGAGGUUUUGAGAUGGAUAAGAAGGUGAAGAAGUGGGAAGAUGAGUGGCAGAAGUUGCCUUACAUUUCUCCAUAUGAGGAUGCUUCUCAUCUUCUGCCAAAGAGUGAUGAAUCGGAUAAGUGGGCGGUCGCGGUUUUGCAUGAGCUGCUUCAUAUUCUUGUGCCAAAGAAGACUGAGAGGGAUAAUUUGCUGUUGCUUGGAGACUAUUUGGGGCUUCGGUCGAGGUUUAAGAGAGCGUUGCUUCAGCACCCGGGUAUAUUUUAUAUGUCCACUAAGAUUGGAACCUACACUGUGGUUUUGAAGGAGGGUUACAAGAGGGGUUUGCUAGUUGAGGAUCAUCCGUGGAUGCAAAUGAGGAAUCGGUAUAUUCACCUCAUGAACAUGGUGAAGGAAGGUGGUAAACCGGCGGUUAGUGUGCCGGGUGGAAGUAAUGAAAAGAAAAAGCAGACAGGUAUUGAUGAAAAGGAGAGAGCAGAGGGAGAUGAAAGUGGGGAAGAAUAUGAAGGGGCGUUGUCUGAUUCGUCUGAUGCUGAGGUCGAGGAUGCUAGUGACGAUGAGUAUGAUGAUGAAGAUGAAAACGAGAGUCGGAGAGGUGUUCGAAAAAAUGUUGCAGAGAAUAGAGGAAGAAAAGCUAGGAAAAUGAAUUUGGAUGUGAAGGGGCCUUCUAGAAAAUCUGAGUAUGAUGAUGAUGAAGAUGGAAACAAGAGUCAGAGAGGUGUUCGAAGAAAUGUUGCGGAUAAUAGAGGAAGAAAAGCUAGGCAAAUGAAUUUGGAUGUGAGGGGGGCUUAUAGAAAAUCUGAGUACAAUGAUGACGAAGAAGGAAACAAGAGUCAGAGAGGUUUUCGAAAAAAUGUUGCAGAUAAUAGAGGAAGAAAAGCUUGGAAAAUGAAUUUGGAUGUGAGGGGGCUUUCUAGAAGAUCCGAGUAUGAUGAUGAUGAAGAUGGAAACAAGAGUCAGAGAGGAAGAAAAGAUUGGAAAAUGAAUUCGGAUGUGAAGGGUUCUUCUAGAAAAUAUGAAAUCGAAAGGGAAGCUGGAAAAAGACCUCGAAAGACGAAGGAAGAAGUUCCAUCAAGAACUAAGAUGCAUGAUGGGAAUAAUGCCUUGGUGAGUUCACGUGAGAGGUCAAGUGUACCUAAACGCAGAGGGAGGUCAUUGCCAGACAAGAGGACUUCUACAUAGUGAUGAUUCUGAGAACUUGCUGCAACAACAUGUAAGCAGGUUAUGGUUGGUGGUGAUCACUCAGGUCAUUGUUGGGUGUUGGCUUUCUUGGCAAAUGUUGACUGAUGCAUGAUGCAGCUUGAAAUAGAGGGUGGUCAGAUCAGGCAUUUACUGGUAUGGUUAUCUUGAAGAAGGGGAGCCAGUUCACAUAUUUGAAUUUCAAUUUUGGUGACUUCACCGAAGCAAGCAGAUCAGAGGAUUAUGCUAUCUCAGAGAAGCCAUCUUCUGGGAAAAGACUUCCUGAAAUUCCAUAAGUAUUGGUGGAUGCUAGGGCUGUUUUGCAUGAUAUUAGUGAUGAAAAGCAUGGCAACUAGGAAGUCAAUACAAUUUUGGAGGGCAUCUUGCAGGUUUUGGGUUUUUUAAGAAGUUAUGAAUUUUGUAAAUUUUUCCUAGAAUGGUUGAGAUUCUUGCUCAUGAGGCAGCUAGAGCUUCUUAUGUUUUUCAGACAAUACAUUAUUGUUCGUUUGUUGUUGUUGUAAGAAGUAGGGCUUUUAAAUGUGGAGCUUUAGUAGUAGAGCUUUUACGGUAUA
Quercus robur (English oak) is the source of this 2518-nucleotide messenger RNA. Its product is annotated as protein WHAT'S THIS FACTOR 9, mitochondrial. The record is from RefSeq and is a predicted model, not a curated record. The transcript has 2 exons. NCBI's taxonomy places the organism in Eukaryota, Viridiplantae, Streptophyta, Magnoliopsida, Fagales, Fagaceae. Bases 114 to 1949 code for a protein of 611 amino acids. Gene Ontology annotation, molecular function: RNA binding.